Paramormyrops kingsleyae is the source of this 3270-nucleotide messenger RNA. Its product is annotated as cytosolic purine 5'-nucleotidase-like. NCBI's taxonomy places the organism in Eukaryota, Metazoa, Chordata, Actinopteri, Osteoglossiformes, Mormyridae. The record is from RefSeq and is a predicted model, not a curated record. Gene Ontology annotation, molecular function: 5'-nucleotidase activity.
UGCCCGACCCCUACUCGAUUGGAGUUUUACAGCCGUAAAAAGGCUGCUAGGGAGACGCUGGACAGUUUAACGGAAUGUGAUUUGCGUGGCGCUUGUCGAUUUGAUCGCUUGCUUCUGAUCUCUUCGAGGAAAACGGGAGUAAAAUAAGUUGUAACCAGCCACAAAACUGACGUCUCUGCGUGUGACCAGGAAAAGUAACAAGCAGUGUUCGUUUUUCACUGAGUGAUAUUAGAUGUCUUAAGGAUAAAAUGAAAAUAAUCAACCGUCCUGCACCGAAAAUGAGUUCGUAUUGAUUGCAAUGACCAGAUCUUAUGCACUUCAACCUCUACUGUCUUUUAACUUUGCAGGCAUUGUCAGACCAACCAGAUCUACCGAUGAUAUAUAUUCAUUUUUGCAGCCGAUGAAGUGAUUAGUUACUAGUCAGCGUGGUCUUUUGAUCUGUGAAGUUUCACUGAUGGCUAUGCUAUAUAAUAUGAAGGUCUCGGCGCUGCGUUCGUACCCGAAGUCGUGGGUGGAUAACAUCGACCCUUUUGUGCUGCGGCGCCUUGUACACAAGUGAUUUAUAGCCAGGAUCGCGAAAGCGGCCGUCUUGUGAAAGUGUGGGUUGAGUAACGGUUUGGCUGGUUGCCGCAGCUCACACUGAAAGUCGAGGCUCCAUGCUCUCUACCGGAAGAAAGCACAUGCACUGUCAUGCAGCGGCGUGCAGCAUCCAACCAUCUAUCUAUCCAUCCUCCAACCGCUUAUCAUGGUGCAAUACCAUGCCGGGAAACUGAGGUUCUGGCUAAAGCCCGUGAUAUCCCCAUUGCUUGUAUAUUACUACGGUUAGACGGGUAACUACAGGCUGUCCUUAUCAAGAAAGUGCAACGCCUGAAGUCCUGCAUAAUGCCAGCGGAUUUGUGUGCUUAUAGCGAUACUUUAACGUGAAUCUCCGGUGAUUUUAAGAUGGCGACAUCCUGGAGCGAUCGACUGCAGAACUGCGCCGACCUUCCCGCCAACAUGGACGGCCUGGCGUUGAAGAAGUACCGGCGCGAGGCUUAUCACAGAGUGUUUGUGAACAGAAGCUUAGCGAUGGAGAAGAUUAAAUGCUUUGGCUUCGAUAUGGAUUAUACCCUAGCAGUGUACAAAUCCCCAGAAUAUGAGUCUCUUGGCUUUGACCUGACCGUGGAGCGACUCGUGUCCAUUGGCUACCCUCAGGAGCUCCUCAAUUUUGUCUACGACCCUUCUUUUCCCACCAGGGGUCUUGUGUUUGACACAAUGUAUGGAAACCUGCUGAAGGUGGAUGCAUAUGGCAACAUCUUGGUGUGUGCCCACGGCUUUAACUUCAUGCGAGGACCAGAGAUCCGGGAGAUGUACCCGAACAAGUUCAUCCAGCGAGGAGACACAGAUCGGUUUUACAUCCUGAACACUCUCUUCAACCUCCCUGAAACCUAUCUCUUUGCAUGUCUGGUGGACUUUUUCACUAACUGUGACAGGUACAGCAGUUGUGAAAAAGGCUUCAAGGACGGCGACCUCUUCAUGUCCUUCAAGAGUAUGUUCCAGGAUGUGCGUGAUGCUGUGGACUGGGUCCAUUUCAAGGGAUCUCUGAAGGAGAAAACGGUAGAAAACUUAGAGAAGUACGUGGUGAAAGAUGCGAAACUCCCCCUCCUCCUCAGCCGGAUGAAUGAGGUGGCCAAGGUUUUCCUCGUCACCAACAGUGACUACAAGUAUACUGACAAAAUUAUGAUGUACCUCUUUGAUUUCCCCCAUGGUCCAAAGGCAGGUACCUCUCACCGCCCUUGGCAGUCGUAUUUCGAUCUCAUCCUGGUUGACGCACGGAAGCCCAUGUUUUUCGGAGAGGGCACGGUGCUCAGACAAGUAGACACGAUGACUGGCCGGUUGAAGAUUGGGACGUACACAGGACCUCUGCAGCAUGGCAUUGUAUACUCUGGAGGGUCUUCAGACAUUGUGUGUGACCUGCUGGGCGCCAAGGGCAAGGACAUCCUGUACAUCGGAGACCACAUCUUUGGGGACAUCCUCAAGUCCAAGAAGCGGCAGGGCUGGCGGACCUUCCUGGUGAUUCCUGAGCUGGCGCAGGAGCUGCACGUCUGGACCGACAAGAGCACUCUGUUCGAGGAGCUGCAGGGCCUGGACAUAUUCUUGGCGGAGCUAUACAAGAAUUUGGACAGCAGCAGUAAUGAGAGACCGGACAUCAGCUCCUUACAGCGAAGGAUGAAGAGAGUCACCCAUGACAUGGACAUGUGCUACGGCAUGAUGGGAAGUCUGUUCCGCAGCGGCUCCCGGCAGACGCUCUUCGCCUCCCAGGUGAUGCGCUACGCUGAUCUGUACGCCGCCUCCUUCAUCAACCUGCUCUACUACCCCUUCAGCUACCUCUUCAGAGCGGCACACGUCCUGAUGCCCCACGAGUCAACAGUGGAGCACGCCCACGUGGACAUCAACGACCUGGAGUCGCCCAUGGCCACCCGCAAUCGUCGCUCCCUGGACUUCUGGGACACGGAAUGCCGUCGGCACCAGUUGACCAGGUCCAUCAGCGAGAUCCAGCCCCCGCACCUCUUCCCGGAGACCCCCCAGGAGAUCACUCACUGCCACGACGAGGACGACGACGAGGAAGAAGAGGAGGAAGAAUGCAUGCAGCACACCUUAGAGACGCCAUGAAGAUACAGAUCCCAGGGAUGAGAUGCAGUUACACCAUUUGACUGGUACCUAAGGAAACUGACCAGAUGGACACCACCAUGGAAUGCAGGAGGGCAUGAAUUCUUUGGGGGGGGGGGUGGUAGUAAUUGAUAAUUGCAUAAAGUGAAUUAGUUCUGUGUGUGAAAGAGUGAGAGACUGAGAGCAGUGGAUUGGAUCUCCUGGCUUAACGAAAUGCCCGUUUAUGCUAUCAGCUAAAGCGAUUGUUCCGUGUGUCACUCGGUUUACCGUCCUCUCUGUCACACCACAAGGGUACCAGCAGAUUUAUCGUUGAUUAUUAUUAUUAUUAUUAUUAUUAUUAUCACAUUCAUUCCUCCAAAAAUCCCUGUUUCCCGCUGAUUUGCCAGCACGAACAGCUGAGUUUAUCAUAACCCCAAUAUGAAUUAUUUUUUUUUGAGGUCCUUCUACAGCUGGUGUGCAGAACAGGAAUCCCCAUGACCUCGCACCUCUGCACCGCCCAGGACACGGCCAGUUCCAGCCUGAUUAUCGUAGCUGCGUGUCGCUAGCAGUCGAUAACAGCUCUGUGUGCCCAGUGCAGAUCAAUCCAGCCGCAGGCCGCUAUAGGGUUAGGGGGCUUUGGGU